GGCCGUUGAGAGUCCAUGCAGGAAGCUCAGCUGUUGACCAAUGGGAAUUGUGCUUGCUCUCUGGAGGACUGCAGCACACAGUUGGUGGUUGAAGUGUUGCUGAACAGGAAGUUGCAGUGUAAACUUGAGAGAACUUCAACAGACAUGAGGGUCUCUUAUCAGACUCUAGUCUUGCUUUUCUUAGCAGGCUUAUGCUCACUCGAGAGCUAUCCGGUUCACACAUUCUUCAGCAGACCGAUCCCAGGAGCUCUCCAGAACGUCAGUAAGAAUGACACUGGGGUGAAGGAGGCCGUCCUGACUGGAACCGACUCCUUUAAUAAUAAAUCCAAUGAUGCCUUCCUGUUCAGAGCAUCAGCUGUUGAUGACGCAAAGAGACAGAUAGUCAAAGGCAUCCGCUAUAUUCUGGAAGUUGAGAUCUCACGGACCGUGUGCAGGAAGAGGGGCAACACUGAUGACCUCGACCACUGUCCCUUCCAGACAGACCGUCUCUUACAACAGACAUUCUUCUGUCACUUUGAUGUCUGGUCCAUUCCAUGGAUGAAGAAAAUGUCAACAACAGAUUUUGAAUGUCGUUCAAAUGAUAUAUUCUGAAAAUAGUUUUUCACCUGAAAUGUCAUGCUAAUUGAAUCGCAAACUGGAUGUGAAAAUAAAGUGAGCUGCAGUGAA
Molecule: messenger RNA, 666 nt
Organism: Carassius carassius (crucian carp)
Lineage: Eukaryota; Metazoa; Chordata; Actinopteri; Cypriniformes; Cyprinidae
Product: cystatin-F-like
Exons: 4
Coding region: 16-591 (191 amino acids)
Biological process (GO): immune response; negative regulation of microglial cell activation; positive regulation of myelination
Cellular component (GO): Golgi apparatus; lysosome; endoplasmic reticulum
Molecular function (GO): cysteine-type endopeptidase inhibitor activity
Source: RefSeq, a predicted model, not a curated record